Closterium sp. NIES-67 is the source of this 6847-nucleotide messenger RNA. Lineage: Eukaryota; Viridiplantae; Streptophyta; Zygnematophyceae; Desmidiales; Closteriaceae. The record is from the annotation of a GenBank genome assembly.
GUUUGUUUCUCGUGCCGCUAUCCCCCAUUCCUGCUCCUGUCCCGUAACCCGUCUCUUCAUGCCGAGUCAAGCCCUUAACUUUUUCACCAAUGUACUAAUCGCGCUAUUCCCAAGUACAGCACGCGACUCUCCUUAUCUCUAGUUAGUGAUCACUUAGAAAUUCCUUUUACCACACGCGCGGCUGGUUUACAUUUUCUCGACAGUUGCCCCGCGAUGGCGUUUCUCUCCAAGCUGCGCUUCCGCCGGUCGACCUCGGCAUCGGGUCGCGACGCAGAAACUGUAGAAAUCGCCGAACGAAGCACCCUCGAAAAUCCCGAAAGAAAAACAGAUCCGAGCGAUGUAUCGUCGCAGUUCGUCGCGCGAUCCUCGUCCGCAUCAGGCGGAGGAGACGGACCGUGCGAGCGUACUACUAUCGACCAUCCGAACGCGUCGCCAUCAACCUCUUCGCACGAAGCGUCGUUUGAGUCGCCUCCGAGUCAAAAGCGUUCGUCGCCCGCGUCGCAGCAGAGUCAGCUUGCGAGUUGCCCAGCGAGCCACGCGACGCUCCUUCUUUCCCCAGACAUGGCGGCUCGGGGGGAAGUUAGUCGUCGCAAGCACGGCAAAUCGCCCCGCAACAGGCAAUGCACGCACUCUAACGUUUUCAGUAACGUAGGCUCUAGUAGUGCGGCUGCAACGGCUGACGGUGGCCGUCAGUUCAGCCGGCAAGACAGCCCAUUAGACGGUCAGGGGGGCACGUCAGCCGGCUCACGUACUCUGUCGCGCGGCAGUCAGGGAAACAGCUUCGAGGAAAGCAGCGUUGCUAGUAUCGAGACGGCUCCGCAGUUUACGAUGGCUACUAUCAGUGACAGCGAUAGUGACUAUAGCGAGGGUAGCAGCACGUCCUCUCAGUCCCUCGUCGAGCGGCGCCGCGGCAGCGCCCUCGCUGUAGUCACAAAGUUGCGCCCGUCCGUGUUCCGCUGGCAGACGAGCGGCGGCGGCGGCGGCGGGCCCGGCGACCCCCCGGCAAGCGCGCAGUCUUUCUUCUCGAAAGCGGUGGCGCCCGCAAAGCCCUCCGCGCAUGCCGCCUCCGCGCGCUUCGACGCCGCGGUGAGGGGGGGUGGCGGAGGGAGAGCGCGCACGCCCACAGGCGCUGCUCGCGCGGGAAGCUUCGACGGUGCGCCGAUGGGCGGAACGGGUGGCUACAUGACAUCCCCGGUAAAGCCGGCGGCGCAGCAGUUUCAGCAGCAAAAGCACCCACUGACGUCGCCAGGACAGGCGUCGCAGGGGUUGCCCGCGACGUCGCAAGCUCGGCGUCCAACGACGCCCACCGCUCUCGCCGCGAGGCCCAUAACGCCGCAGCGAAACGGCAGGCCGCUGACACCCGCCCGUAGUAGGAACACUGGUUCUGAGUCCGCGCCUCAUGAGUGGACCGCACUUGGCGCUACGAAGCCCAUAACGUCGCGACGAGACGGCAGGCCGCUCACGCCGACUCGGAAUGCCACCGGUUUUCAGCAGGCGCCUCGGGAUUUGUCCGCGCUUGACGCCGCGACGCCCCCGGCCGUGGCGCCGCAACGAGACGGCAGGCCGCUCACGCCGACGCGGAGCGCCGCCAGCGUGGCGGCGACGGCAGCCAGAGCGGCGGCGGCGGCGGCGGCUGCGGGCAGGUACAGGUACGCGCCGUCGGAUGCGGUUGGGCCGUCAGCCGCGGUUGCGCCGUCAGGUGCGGUUGCGCCGUCACGCGCGGUGGGGAGGGGCGGAGGGGCAGCGGGGAGGGGAGGGGGAAGCGGCGGCGGGAGGGCUGGGCACAGGCGGAGCGCGUCCGCGUUAAGCGGUUCCUCGUUAAUGGAUUGGGAUGGCGAGAGCAUACAAGGAGCAGGCGGAUGCGUGUGGGGUGCGGGAGCAGGGGAAACAAAGGGAGCAGGGGGAGCAGGGGGAGCAGGUAAAACAAGGGGGGGCGAGGGAGAGUGGCUGGUAACUCGACAGCUACAGGAUUCGCAGCAGCAGCAGCAGCACCAGCAGCAGCACCAGCAGCAGCAGCACCAGCACCAGCAGCACCAGCACCAGCAGCACCAGCAGCAGCAGCAGCAGCAGCAGCAGCGGCAGCAGGGUCGUGCACCCCAGCGGCACCGACGGUCAGGAUCAAUGCAGGCGACGAUCAUGCACAUGCCCACGUCGCCAGUGGCGCUCUGCCAUGCAAACAACCCCGCGGCAACGCCCCCACCAUCGACAUUCGACUCCCAUACGCGUUAUGAGCGGCCUCGCUCCCCCUGUGCGAUGACCAGGAGCCACCAGGGCCCCCCCAGCCCCCUCCCCAUCUUCGCUGCGCCUCAGCUGUCCGCCGCUAGCGGUGGCGCGUCGCCUUGUGGGGGAGCAAGGGCGGGGGGUUGGGGGCGCGGAAGCGGCAGAGCGGGGGGAGAGGGCGGAAUGUGGGGGGAGAGCGGAUUGUGGGAAGAAAGGGGAGUGGAGGUGGGGGUGGGGGUGGGGAGGAGGGAUCAGGAAGGGGGGAUUGUGCGAGCUUGGAGCGGAGAGGGGUUUGUGGCGCCCAGUUCGCGGGGAUGGCGAGGACAGCAGGUAGGGGGAGGAGCGGGGGGGGCAGGGGGAGGAGUGGGGGGUAGAAGGGGGGGGUUGCAGCGCCAGUGGAGUGGGGAGGGGAACAUUCUCCUGCAGGGGCGGGGCGGAGGGGGGGCGGAUGGGGAGGAGGGGGGGGGAGAAUGGGCGGAGAGGGAAUUGGGGCGAAGGGGGUCCAGUGGUAAGGGCAGCGGAAAUGCGAGGAGCCCCUUAGGGGAUGAAGAGAGGGGGGGUUUUAGGUGGGAUGAUUCGGAAUGUGGCUCUAGCAGGGGCGAAGCAAGGGGUUACAUUGAGCGGAGGGUGAGUGGGGAGGGGGAUAGGCAUGUGGGGAGGAAGGGAAGCGGGGAGGGAAGCGAGAGUAACUUAAGACGGGGAUCAAGUGGAGAAGGGAACAGGAAUGGGGCGAGGAAGGCGAGCUGGGAAGGGGGCGAGCAGAACGUAAGGCGGAGUUUUAGUGGAGAGGGGAAUCCGUACCUAGAGAGACGAUUAAGCGGCGAAGGGAGGAGGUAUUUGGAGCGGCCGCAGAGUAAAGGGAGCAGAGGGGAGGAGAGGAGAGAGAGGGAAGGGUCGACAGAGGGACAUAUGCGGAGGAGGGGGAAGAGGAGGAGAGGGGGGAGGGGGGGGAGGGGGGGAGGGGGGGGAGGGGGGGGAGGGGGUGCAGGGGGAGCAGGAGGCGGGCACGGGGGGAGAGGAGGCGGAACGGGAGGGGUAGCAGUGGGGAGGGAGGAGGGGGGGCAAUGGGAAGCCAGGCAGGAGCACCAGAUCCCAGAGUGUGUGUCAAGUGCUGGAGGGCUUCGGCCAUCUGAGCGGCGGUUAAGUGGCGAUGGGAACAUGUACUUAGACCGAGGAAUGGGUUUUGAGUCGACUCAAAAGUCACCACAUGGGCUUAGGCCGGCUGAGCGGAGAUCAAGUGGCGAUGGAAGCAUGUACUUCGACCGAGGACCGAGGGCUGUGGACCGAGGCACGGCUAGAGAGGUAGUUAGUAGGAAGCACCUGGAGAGAAGCUGGAGCGGGGAGGGCGGCAUGUUCUUAAACGGGCGGGGAUUAAAAGGAGGGGGAUCAGGCGGGGAUGGAGAGAGUGGGUAUGACAAUAGGGGGGCUUUAAGUGCGAAUGCUAGUCCGCAGCGGUGUGCAUACCGGGGCAUUAUGGCUGCUGCUGACUUGCUGCAGGGAGAGGGAGCAGCAAGGCGGGCGGCCCUGCUAGAAAUGCUCAUGGAUGGGGAUAGUAGUAGCGGUGAUGGGGAUGCUGAUGGCGAUGGUGCUGGUGCUGGUGCUGGUGCUGGCGCUGGUGCUGGUGCUGGUGCUGGUGCUGGUGCUGGGGGCAGUGGUUUUGCUGUUGGUGCGUCUGCUGCCUUUAGUGGUGCUGUUGGUGCUGAUUCUACGGCAACCACUGGUGCGAGUGACCGUGUGCGGGGCGCGAGCAGCAGUAUGGUGUUGGAUGAUUCUCCUGGGUUGGAUGGGUUGGCGCACCCUGCUGUCGCGCAUGAGACGGCGGCUUCGGAAGGGGGGAUGGGGAUGCACGGGGUGGGAGGGAGGAGACAGCAGCAGCAGCAUUGGCAGCAGCAACACCAUCAGCAGCAGCAGCAGCAGCAGCAGCAGCAUCAGAAGCCUUUGCUGACUAUGGAGCAGAUGCUGUGGAACAUUGGGAGCUCCAGUAACAAGCAGCAAAGCCAGCCGCAGCAGCAGCAGCAGCAGCAGCAGAACCAGAAGCAGCCCCAUCAGCAGCAGCGGCGAACAAAUCAAAGAGACAAAUCCCCGGUGCGACUGGCUCUGGGAUUGAGAGGGAUUGCCGCUGCUAUGAAAGGGGGAGGGGGCGGAUCAGUGGCAGGGACGGCAGCAGGGGGAGGAGAAGACGGGGGUUUGCAGCAAACUAGUGAGCGAAGGGCACUGUCUGUUGCUGCUGCGCCUGCUGCUCUAUCCAACCACAGCAGCAGCAGCCGCAACCUGGGAGCUGCUGCUGCUGCCUCUUCCCCCCACCAAUCCCCCCUCAUCUCACCCCACCUCUCCCCAAACCCCCUCACUCCCCCCCACCUCUCACCAGCGCCAUCCCAACAAAGCAGCCGCAACCAGGGUGGUGCUGACUCUUCCCCCCACCGCUCCCCCCACCACUCUCGAGCACCUGUGAGGCACAGCAGCCACAAUCUCGCUGCUGCUGCUGCAGAUUUUUUCAGGAGAGAAGAAGAAGAGGAGGAGGAGAGGAGGAGGAGGAGGAAGGGGAAAACUGGAAGAGUGGAGGGGAGAGGUGUAGCCGAGAGUGGGGGGGAGUUGGAGCCGCCUCACAGGUCGAGUCUGUCAGGGAGGGAAGGCAUUUAUGAGUCACCUCACAAGGCGCGUGCAGAAGGGAGGGUGGGUAGCCUGAGGGCAGAAAAGGUCUCUUCUUCUGCCUCGCACUCCCCUGGUAAGCUGAGGAAAGGCGCUCCUGUGGUGGUAGGGGGGGGGAGGACGGUUAUAGGAAGAGAGGCGGAGGUGGGGAGAAGGGGGAGGCGGAGGGGGGAGGGGGACGGGGAGGGGGACGGGGAGAGGAAAGGGGGGAGUAGAGGAAGUGUGGCGCUUGUGGGGAAGGUUCAGACGGAUUUGAGAGUGGGGAGGGGAGGGGGGGAGGGGAUGGAGAGGGGGCGGGAAGGGGUGGGGAGGAGGAGAGGGGGAGGGGGAGUGGGAGGGGGAGGGGGGGCAGGAGGGGGAAUGGGAGGGGGAGGGGCGGGGAGGAGAGGGAAAGCUGGGGCUUUGAGAGAGCGGGCAGAUGAUGACUUCGUGAUUGUGGAGUAUGAUAUCGCUGCCAUCACCGCCAACCGACUGAUGAAGCUGUUAAACCCCAGGCGCAAGUCGAGGGAUGUGCUGCCAGAGGUGGGGGAUCAGAUGCAGCAGCAGCAGGGGCAGGGGCAGCAGAGGCAGGAGAAGCAGGAGAAGCAAGGGCGGCUGUGGAAGCAGGGGUCGGGAUUAAGCCAGAUUGGGAGUGCUGGUGGUGGUGGGUUAGCCGGACCCGGCAAGAAGGGCAUGUUUGGGAGGUCAAAGAAGGGAGCCGAGGAAGCAGCAGCCGGGAGCGAGGGACAUAGACGAGGGACGGCUGCUGCUGAAGACGCUGUGCCACCAGCAGCAGACCUCGCCCCUUCGAGAAAUAAUGCCAUAGUCAACAGCAUUCUAGCGAACAGCACCUUAGGGUCAAAGAUCAAGUUCGGGGGGUUGCAUCCGUGGGAGCACGUUUUGCGCAAGCCGUAUGGCGCCCUGAGUGCGCGAUACGUGCUGCACGAGGAGGAGAUAGGGUCGGGGCAGUACGGGGUGAUACGAAAGUGUGUGGCGAUCGACACGCGCAGGGUGCUGGCGUGCAAGACAAUCGGGAAGGCGCAUGUCAAGACCCAGUACGAGGCGGAUGAUAUACGAGCAGAGGUGGCAAGCAUGCAGGUGCUGCAGGGCCACCCCCAUAUAGUCACUUUGGAGGAUGUGAUUGAAGACGACACGAGCGUGCACCUAGUCAUGGAGCUCUGCAAGGGAGGGGACCUGCUGGAUCGGAUAACGGAGCGAGGGGUGCUGUCUGAGCGGGUGGGCGCACACCUCUGCAGGUGCGUGGCAGAAGCCCUCCUGCACUGCCACAGGCACGGCGUGGUGCAUCGGGACAUCAAGCCAGAGAACAUUCUGCUACUGGACGACACUGCGCUGUCCAAGAUGAAGCUGGUGGAUUUUGGAAUAGCACGCUUCUUCGAGGAAGGCGAGCAGUUCACCGACAUAAUGGGAACCCCCGAGUACAUGGCGCCGGAGGUGUGGGACGGGUGCUACGGCCCGGCGGUGGAUGUGUGGAGCACGGGAGUGGUGAUGUACAUCGCCAUGUCGGGCGUGCCACCAUUCUGGGCCGCGUCUCAGCGCGACAUGGAGGCGGCUGUUAGAGAGAGGGAGGCGAGCUUUCGGCUGGCCGUGUGGGGGGAUGUGUCGGACAGCUGUAAGGACCUGAUUGGCCGCAUGCUGGUGAAAGACCCGAGGAGGAGGAUCACCCUGCUGGAAAUUCUUGGCCACCCUUGGCUGCAGCACCACGCCAAGAGUUGACGGCUUGAGCCGCCUUUUCGACUUUCUACCUGACACUGAUCAUAGGGAGGGACUAUCAAAGAAGCUUAGGAUAGGAACUACACUUAGGAACCUAGCUUAGCUAGGAAGGAAGGAAGGACGCCAUGGAAUGGCAUGAGGCAAGUAGAUCUAGGAGUAGGCAAAAGUGACGAGAAAGAAGAGGGUUGGACUAGGAAGAGAGAGAGGUACAAGGAGGGGAUUGUACCCUCUACAGAAAGGUUCAGUAACACUACCAAGCCUAUCAAUU